GCCAUGCUUAUAGUAUCAGAGUUGCAAUCCAUAGGCAUCCUCGGGCAUAUUAUGCACUUUGCUGGGAGCGGGAAUAUCGGAACAAUCUUAGGUCAGCUAACGCAGUCCACAGACCCUGGGCAUGUCUCACUGGACGUCAAGACUACUGGCACAUUCGUUUUUGAGUGGUAUCCAUCGGGUGCUGAAGGUGUUUCCGAUGACGACGUCUUCAACAGGGAGCGCAAGGAGCUUGUUGUUCAGAUUUUAGCCUCCUCAUUCCAUAAGCUGGAGCCCAUCACCCAAUGUCUGCACUUCACCGAGAAGAUGCUCAGAUCGCACGUAGAGGCUUUACUGAGGCCCGACUGUCCGGAACGUGCCGUCGCUAUGUGUGAGAACCUUGGUUAUGAACUCGUGAAUCAGGCGGAUUUCGUUGCAUUUGCGCAAGGCCGCGGUCUCAGCUGCGAUCCAAGUGUUGGUGAGGUCAAUUGCCAAUACAUGGUUAAGCGUUUGUCGCUGACGAAUGAAUUGAAUGCAACCAACAACGAGUGA
Dibothriocephalus latus is the source of this 528-nucleotide messenger RNA. NCBI's taxonomy places the organism in Eukaryota, Metazoa, Platyhelminthes, Cestoda, Diphyllobothriidea, Diphyllobothriidae. The record is from the annotation of a GenBank genome assembly.